This is a messenger RNA of Penicillium maclennaniae, 3222 nucleotides long. RefSeq lists its product as uncharacterized. The record is from RefSeq and is a predicted model, not a curated record. Lineage: Eukaryota; Fungi; Ascomycota; Eurotiomycetes; Eurotiales; Aspergillaceae. Bases 1 to 3222 code for a protein of 1073 amino acids. The transcript is spliced from 7 exons.
AUGGUCAGACUUGGGGUGGCAGAAUUGCCCGUUGAGGGGGCAACCACGACAACACUUCUUUGCCGUGUCGUGACCAUCGGCGAUAACGACAUCAACCACCGCCUAGUGUUCACGACAAUCUCAGCUCAGAGAGUCACAAUGACUGAGCUCGUAUGUCUCAUCUGCGAGAUUGAACGCGUCGUGACCGCGCCUUACGCGCCCUCUUUACUGGACCUCUAUGAUCUAACUCAGCGGGUCGCUACCUCUACAAUAGACUCAUGGGCGCUUCAGAAAUCCUGUCAAGUCGGUCUUUUGGCCGACAUAUUCGUCGAAGGAUUAUCACGGUCGCGGGUGGCUCUCCCACUGUUAUCUGCGUUUGCUCAUACAACGGUCUUUCGCGAUGCCCUGCUAAAGCGUCAUCCGGAAAUAUUGGAUACAUUUCUCCAAAAGGCAGUUGAUGCCGGAGAAUCUGAAUACGACCCAGCGUGUAUUGCCCUACUAUCAUCGUCACUGCCAUCCGGUGUGGUAGCACCUGCUCGACUGGCCAGAUUCAUCACGAAGCUGGUCCAUGUAAUGGCAAGAAAGCCAUGCGCAAAGACAUUGGCGCCCCUACACAGCCUGAUGAAUACGCUUCAAUCGUCGCCGCGCAUCCUGGAUGAAGUCCCCUCCGAAGUAAUGUCUAACCUGCAAUUUGAAUUUACCAAGACUUUGCGCAACAUCGACGACCACAUGGGCAAUCUACUCUGCUUAGCCACAUUUGCACGAAUUGCAUCGAACCAAAAAAGUCAUCGCCAUAUUCAACACGGACUAGAGCCCCCAUCUUGGCUUCUUAACAUACAGCAUUUCUUUGGCGCCAAGCGAGGCUUAAAGACCUUAGAUCUGGUCGUGUUGCGUGUGAUACUUGCCUGUUCCUCCAAUUGCAACCUACCCCCAUCCCAGGCCGCCGAGAGCAUUCGUCUCGCAAUCUGUGUGUCAGAUGCCGUUGAGCUUAAGCAGAAAGAUGCGUGGGUAUUGAACAAUUCAUCCAAGAUCGCCAAGUUGUGCGAAAAGGUGGCCAAGGAUGGUCUUGACCGGGAUACCCAGGUGAUGGGAGUUACGUUUUUGCUUUCUCUCCUUCCAGUGGCUGCACUGCCUUCUAACAUCCGAGACCUCGGUCUCCGUUUGCUUGUUUCGAGUGAUAGCCGUGGAGCACUUGGAAGUCUGCCACCCUAUUUAGUGUCACGACUAACAGAAUCAUUGGCAAAUUGCGAUGAAUCAAUCAUUUACGAGCUCCUUCGCUUCACUAUGGAUGCCUUGAAGGACGACAGCCCACAUCGAGGCUCCCUGUCGAGCUUGCAUACGGCCGCAUUGCUUCUUUCAGGAUUCCAGUCAACCGAAUCCAGACCAAUCGUAUCUUCGCUUCUUAACUCAGUAUCCACGAAAGAAGCCAUUGCCAACCUUUUCGGAAUAUUCCCUGUCACUCCGAGCCAAGACGAGUGCCGCGGCUCCGAAGUAUGUUAUUGCGCUUACGCGGCUCUGAAAAACAAGAUUCUUCUCAGUCUAUUUCAAAUCUACUUUGCUGCUGCAUUGACGACCAAUGGAAAUGCCACAGAUAUCAUGCUGAUGAAAUGUUUUGUCGAGCGCUCGGCAAGGUCAUUUGCCGACAAGACCUGCUCAUUCUCAACAGCAGACUCGAGAGAAUCCCGAAGCACAAUUUACUUGCGCGACACGCAAAAUUUCUCCUCCGCCGGUCCUCCAACUCGGGAUUGGCGGUCUGGCUUCACGGAAAUCUUCAUGCACAACGCCCAGAUUUCUCACGAUAACAUGAUGAAGAAAAUCGGAGACAUCUGUUUUGAUCUAGAACGUCGCUGUCACGACGUCGAAGGACCCCUGCGCUUAGUGGAGCAAGAACGAGAUCAUCAAAUUGCCGAGAAUGAAGAAUUGAAACAACAAAGCGAAGAUCUGCAGAAGCAACUAGAUCAAUCUUCCCAUGCCAUUGCUUGCUUACAAGACGAUCUUUCACGCAUGGGAGAGAAUGCAGAAAAUGCCUCUUGUCGAGUACAAGAGCUGACUGCGUCGAUAGAGGCUCUGAAUCAGGAACUUGAAGACCAGCGCCGCAAUUUCGACAAUACACUUCAAACGGAACGAGAAACUGCUCGUUCUAAAGAGCUUAAUUUGAUAGCCAUCAGCACGGAGAGAGAUGACCAGUUCGAAGAGCUUCAAGCGGAGACUCGUCGACUUCAAUCUGAGAAUGAGGAGAUGCGACGGACACUACAGAUUGCUUUGAAGGAGAAAACCACGUCAUCUGAAACGUCUGCAUCGUUGCAAAAGGAGCUUCAAGAGCUCAAAUCUCACUUAUCGGAAAACAAGAUUCUUUGUGACCUGAAACAGGAUGAAGUAAGGCAUCUCUUGACAGAGAACGAACAUUUGCGAUUGGAAGUUGGGACUAUGAAAGCAACGGUGGAAAAGCAGAAUAUCGAAGCUGAAAGAUUGUGCUCAGCAUUACGAGAGACUGAGAAGAAGCUCCAAUUGGAGACGGAACUUUUGACGCACAAACGUGAAAUUGACGUUUCUCGGGCGGAAUCAGAGAUUGCCAAGCUCAAGGAGGAGAAUACUCGUAUACAGGCCAAAAUGCUUGCUGCCGCGCAAGAUGCAUCUAAAAAUCUCCAAUUGAAGGAUACGCACAUACACCAGUUGGAGAGAAAGGUUCAAUCACUGCGAAAUGAGCGUGCCACCAAGGCUCGGGAAUUCUCCGAAGCACAGCAACAUAUUGGUCGUCUCAUGGGUGUCAUGGGGUUCACUGCACCAACGACUGAGCCUCCAACCGCGAAUAAAUCUCAAAGCACCAGGAGUACCGAUACAGCUCAGGCCACCUCUAGACGCCAGUCAGAAGUCUAUGACGACGAGGCUACACAACUCGCAGAGUCAUUUGACUCACUUGCCUCCAACUUACAAGGACCCAGCCCCAAGCGACCAAAAGGUAACCGAAGAUCAAUAAUUCUAUCAUCAGCACCACUCAAGACUCCAGCAGAAGCCCUUAGGUCUAAUCCACCUCCCACACAUCAAUCGCCAAGCCGUCAUCCUCUCGCAGAAAUGGACUCCAAUACCCCGGCCAAGUCACAACAGGAGUCUGCCAAGCACACGCAGUCCAAUGGAAACCACUUACAGGACUUUGAUCUGGAAAUGGACUUGGAAUUCUCCCAGGACUUCAUCUUUACCAGUACAACUUUUGCUGGUUCGAACGACCGGCCACCCCUGCAAUGA